AGCGCUUUCACCCUCCUCCCACCCACGGCAUCGCCUUAAACCUCAGGAGAAUUUUCUUUCCGUGAGCAUUUGGUUCGUUAGAAGCAUCAGCAUCAACAUGCCGAAGUGUCCCAAGUGCCAGAAAGAAGUCUACUUCGCCGAGAGGGUUACCUCCCUUGGUAAAGACUGGCACAGACCAUGCCUUAAAUGUGAGAAGUGCAACAAGACACUGUCUCCUGGAAGUCAUGCUGAGCAUGAAGGGAAACCCUACUGCAAUCAGCCUUGCUAUGGAGCAUUAUUUGGGCCAAAAGGAUUUGGACGUGGUGGAACUGAGAGUCAUACUUUCAAAUAAAAUGUUUGAAGCAGAGACAUACUUAUCAGCAAUUCUUCGGCCUCUUACUAAUCCACUAAUAGUCACAUGUAAAUUAUCAUAUUAUGUCUUGAUAAUUAUUUGGUGCUUUGCAUGUAAUUCAAAACCAUCUUAUAUAGUAAACCAGAGAAUUAUUAAAGAUUGAUGGUUUAUUUUUACUACAAUACUACUUGUAACCAAAAUGUUACUACUCUGUAACCAAAAUGCCAUCUUGACUAGGAAAAAAUAAAUAUCAUGCAGAUGUAUGUGAUUUUUACUUAAUAAACUGAAAUAUUGAGUCAA
Spea bombifrons (plains spadefoot toad) is the source of this 631-nucleotide messenger RNA. RefSeq names its product cysteine rich protein 1 (gene CRIP1). Gene Ontology annotation, molecular function: zinc ion binding. The record is from RefSeq and is a predicted model, not a curated record. Gene Ontology annotation, biological process: regulation of gene expression; intrinsic apoptotic signaling pathway in response to DNA damage. The transcript is spliced from 5 exons. Lineage: Eukaryota; Metazoa; Chordata; Amphibia; Anura; Pelobatidae. Bases 98 to 331 code for a protein of 77 amino acids.